UGGGUGGGAUUUGCUGUAUGUGUUAGCUAUGUUAUCCGCGACCAGACAAGUGUUUCCCGCUUCAUCUUUGGUCAUUUGGAUGCAUAUGAUGAGGAUCUCGAAUGUUUUUUGGUCUUCCCCCCCACCCUCGACACGAUGAUUGCUGGGCCAAGUAGACUUUUUUUGUUCCACAUACCUCGUGACUUUUUCACUGAUAAGUUGAAUCAACGGAGCAAGAUCCGAGCUUCAUUUGGAACCAACAAUCAAAAUAUGGAGGUUGUAAUGUGUGGAAUCCGUUUAGUAUACGAGCAAGACUUGGAAGGGCUUGUCCAUACAAUAGUAGGCUGCGUAUUAAGGAGUCCGGAUAGCCACCAUCAAAGCUUUCUCCGAAGUUUUGAGAAUCAAGCCAACAAUCUACCAAACCAUGUUUAUGAGGCUGUAUCAAGUGAGUGCAAUCCAGUAUUACUAGAAGAAAGCCGGGCCGGUUCUUUUGGUUACUUCUCAACGGAAAGGACAAAUCAAUUCUUGAAAAAGCUUCAAUCAAAUAGUGAAGAAGAGAAUGAUGACUUAUUUGAGAAAUGCCUGACUCAAAUAAUUACUGGAAGGGUUUCUAAAGAUUUGAGUUCUAAUGUUAUUAAUGUUGGAGCUGAGUAUUUGAAUGAAUUCAGCAAAGGAGAUCAUGUAAAAGCCUCUCUUGUGAAUUUGGUUCUAAAUCACUUUCAGGACACCCAUAUUAAUAGAUUCCAUCCAUAUAACAAUUGUUUUCUGCAAUCUGAGAUUCCGGAAUACUUCUGCUGUCAUGGUGGUUCAUCAGUACCAUUCCCUCUACCUCAAAAUUUGAAUAAAAACUCUGAUUGGAUUGGAAUAGCUCUAUGUGUUGUUUUCACUGUCAACAAGAAUAAUGAACCUCUCAUCCAUCAUGACAAUGAUCCGGCCGACUCAGAAAUUUCUUAUAUCCUCGGAUGUACUUUGACAAGCAACACAGGGUUGGAGAUGAUGAUUUCCCAUUUUGUAAUUAACAAGUUCGGAAACAAUAGCUUCAUUUGGGUAUCAUAUAUUCCACGUGCUUCCUUUUCAAAAAGUUUGAAUGAAUGCGAUCACCUGCGGGCCUCCUUUUACGGUACUGGUAGUCAAGGAUUGAUUCUGCAGAAGUGUGGGCACCAACUUGUAUAUUUAGACAACAUGGCAGAGUUUGUUGGAACAAUAGCUCAAUGUGCAGCCACGUGUCCUCGCUAUUCCAGGCUCAUUAAUCAUCAGGCUCAAUGUGCGCAAUGUCGUAUUGAUGAUCAAGAGGAAACCAACAUAAGUGAUAGCUCCGACGACGAGCUAUCAACAAGAACCAGGAUAAAGGAAAAAAGUGGUAAUCAUCUCAGCAUACUGAACCAAAAGAUAAGAAAAUGUAUGAAAUUUCUGCAUAAUCCCAGGAAGGAAUUUGAUUUCUUAUUUGCAUGUGAUCACUGUUUCCCUCCAAUUAGUGAGAUUCCAUACUUCUUAACCUAUCAAGACAGAGGACCUUCAGUGAAGAUCGAGCUACCUACAAAUAUGCAUAAUGAUUCUGAAUGGGAGGGACUUCUUAUUUGUGCUUCAUUUACAUCCCAAGAGAAUGAAGUUGAAUUUCUUGAAAGUCUGGAAUCAGAAAUUCCUCACCACCUUAUAUGUUUUUUUGAAACGAAUAUAGAUAGUUUGAAACCUAUCCAUGAAUAUCGCACUGCCAAGCAAGAAUUCAAGUACUGGUUACAUUUACAUGGAUUUGUUUGGCUAUUCUAUAUACCAAUUAAGUGGCUUCCAGAGAGAAUACAGUGCUGCAACCACAUAGAGGUUUCAAUUAUGAGCGAUUGGCCUGGCUGGAUUGUGAACAAUUGUGGUCUCCGUUUCCUUUCUACACAAGAUUUGGAAGAGUUUAUGCAUUUGUUGCUCCACUUCCAAGUCUCAUUUUUUGACAAUUGGGGUCUCUUUCAUAAAGAAAUAGUGGAACAAGAUUGUACACUCUCGAAUCAAACAGAUCAAGGAUGCACUUCAAUGGACUCAGGUCUUGCUAGUAAUGUUGAGUCUCACCCCACAUCAGCAGAGAACCAAGCCUACACUUUGGAAACAUCAACCAUCUUUCACAAAAGAAACUUUGAGACUCUGUUUUCAACACUCUUUGAGGGGCUCCAAAAUGAUUAUCAUGGAUAUUUCUUUCCUAAAGGUGAAAUACCACCAUGGUUCAAUAAUCGAAAUGAUGGACCCUCAAUAGAAAUCCAGCUGCCACCGAAUUUGUAUAAUAACGAGAGCUGGAUGGGAUUUGCUGUAUGUGCUGUUUUGAGUUGUCCAGCAGACUCUCGCAACAAUUCAAAUCCAAAAACUCUUGCCGGUUGUAUUCUUCAUUUGGAUAGCAAUGAAGGUUGUUUGAAACCUGAUCUAGUCCAAAGAUUCAUACUGCGGAGCUCAAACCAAUUACUUGUUGUGCAUUAUGUAUCACCAACGAUUCUUCCCAAUAAGCUAAACCAAUGGAAUCAUGUUAAAGCUAUAGUUAAAUGCAACAUCCCAAGUGUGGAGACUCAAAUGUGUGGGAUACGGCUAAUGUACGAACAAGAUGUGGAAGGGUUCGUUCAAGCAAUGGCAGAGUGUGCAGUAGUUGUUCCAAACAACCAAUAUGGCAACUAUUAUCUAUCCUACUUAAAAAAAUUGGACUUUUUGAAAACCCGUGGUAAUAGAACUAAAUUCAGGGAGCGCAACUUUUAUUCAGGUCACUCUCCCGUAAUUGAAAGGCGCUUGCAAUCCUUGCCGAAACCCCCAUCUAUUUGUAAACUCUCGAAUGAAAGAGUUUCAAAUAGCACUGCUUCAGGAAAUGGUGUUGAAAUAGUUCUACCACCUGGGUAUCUAGACUGCACCAGUGACUCAGUUUUCUCAUUGAAAACUGAUUUUGAGUACUUCCUUCAAAAAGAUUUUGAAGUCACGGUCUUUAAUCUAUUCUCCACAUCCUGUAUGAGUACCGCUAUAUUGCCUCAGACAAAAGUUCCGGAGUGGUUCAACCAUCAAAGUAAGGGGGCGUUUGUGAAUAUCCAGCUACCUCCAAAUGUCAUGAAUGAUAGAAAUUGGAUGGGGCUUGCUCUAUGUGCUACCUUUUCAAUCCACGAUGAUCAACAUUCGACUUAUCUCUCUCGUGAAGAUCCCAAUUCCAAUGUUUCUCCGGAGCUUAUUUGUAUAUUGGAUAUUGAUUUAGGUGGGUUUGAGCGUCUCCCUGUCCUUUCCCUUACUAAAGAAAAAUGCAUGUGGUUUUAUCUACGUGGAUUCCUUUGGCUAGUCUAUAUACCGCAUGGACGUCUGAGAGAUGGCUUGUGCAGCCCAUGUAGUCAGAUUAAGGCUUUCUUUGGAAGUAAUUGCCCUAAUUUGACAGUGCAAAAUUGUAGCCUCCGGCCCUUAUACUGUCAAGAUAUGGAAGAGUUUGAGCAAACAUAUCUCAAGUGCUUUACCCCGCCUUAUCAGUACCAAAACCGCGAGGCCUUCCAUAGAAACUUUGAAUACAGUUCUUGUUUCCUUCCAUGUGGAAUAACGGAGUGGUUCAGCUAUCACAGCAACAAUCCCUCAGUGGGAUUUGAGUUACCUCCUAAUUUUUAUAAUGACAAUAAUUGGCUGGGGCUUGCCAUGUGUGCUUCUUUUUGGGUAUACGAGGAUGAUAAGGCAGCCCAUGUUAAAAUGUUGGAUUUAGGAAAUCCUCAUUAUCUCCUAUGUCUUUUGGAUACAGACAUUAGCAGUGUGGAACCUGAUCUACAUUCCCAUCGCCCAUUUACAGAGGAAGAAAUCAAGUUGGUACAUCAAGGUGAGAUAAUGUGGCUAUCAUUUAUACCAAAAGGAUCACUUCCAGAGUGGUUGAACCAAUGCACUCGAAUAGAGGCCUCCAUUGCUAGUGACUGCCCAAGCUUGAGAGUGCACAAGUGUGGAUUUCGUCUUCUGUACCUGCACGAUGAGGCUGAGUUUAAGGAAACAAUAAGGCAUUGCAAUAAGCAAAACCGCCAUAAAGAUGAGACAACAUCAAUAACAAGACCCAAUUUUGAUCCCACGCUACAAGACAAGGGAAAACAAGUUGUGCAAUAAUAAACUCACAUUUCAAUGAUUGGUAAGGAAUUUUCUAUUGGCUCCGCUGCUCGUCUCCUUGCCUAUACUCCGUGCGUUUUGCCCUCAACUUUGAGGAUGGGGUUCUUUGAAAAGGUGAACAAUGUAAUGCACACAAUUAAGUUGGGUCGGGCUUUAUGGGCCUCUAGCUAAGUCGUUGCCCUUUUUGUUUCAUUUGAGUUAAUAAGUUGUUCUAGUAGCCCAUGGCCCCAGCUAUUGGGUGUAGAAAUUGGCCCAUGGCCUUAUUUUGGUUGUUGUCGAUUAUGAGGGGUGUCUUCCAGUAUAGAUGCUAGAGGUAGUGGUUUGUAAAAUAAUAUUUGAAAUGUUAUUUGGCUUGACUUUGAUGGAGGAAUUGGGGUGCCUUGAAAAACCCCAAGUUAUGACUAUUUUCCCAAUCUAAUAUCCAUUACAGUUUCG
Juglans regia (Persian walnut) is the source of this 4491-nucleotide messenger RNA. RefSeq lists its product as uncharacterized. Bases 136 to 4056 code for a protein of 1306 amino acids. The record is from RefSeq and is a predicted model, not a curated record. The transcript is spliced from 8 exons. NCBI's taxonomy places the organism in Eukaryota, Viridiplantae, Streptophyta, Magnoliopsida, Fagales, Juglandaceae.